Penaeus vannamei (Pacific white shrimp) is the source of this 1176-nucleotide messenger RNA. NCBI's taxonomy places the organism in Eukaryota, Metazoa, Arthropoda, Malacostraca, Decapoda, Penaeidae. The record is from RefSeq and is a predicted model, not a curated record.
AUGGUGCCUCCUUGGAUUUUCGCGGACUUGGAUGAGCCUAUGCAGUACAACGGCUUUCACUGGAUCCGAGGAGUGGACGCGGACGUGUGGGUCGGCCAGAAGAGGCACCAAAUCACCAGGCUGAAUGAGACUGCAGCCUUAGGGCCAUCUGUGUCUCUAUGGGAAAGAUAUAAAGUUACAUGUUCCGUAUCGAUAGGAGAGAAUCUUGCCUUUCAUGCUGGACGAGAGCGAGAAUUUGAGAGCGCCCUCGCAAGGCGCUGCCCGCCCACCAAUGAGUCGAGAACCAGGAAUGGGCGUAAGGAUGCCGCCUCUGCCGGAGAAUUUCAAAGACAACCCCCGGAAAUUGUGUCCAUGGACAGCAGCCCCCUUCGCUUCGAGAAAUAUCUGUCCAUUCUGGCCGGCCUCCCACACUCCAUCUACAACAUCUACAACUACGAAACGGAGCCGCCCUUGACCCACACGCUCGACGUCUCGCUCUGCUACAAUCGCGCCACGCAGAUGCGUCACUUCAUCUUUGAUUUGCCGGACGACACUCUCUCGAGGGUUAACUUCCUGCGAGACAAGCUGAAGUAUGCAUCCCAGGCGGCUUUGGCGGAAGCUGGCGUCGUCUCUCCUCUCAGAAUCAACCGCCUAGUUCUUGAGGAACACGAGGGAAGUCCUCUGAGAGUGCUCUUCAGCAUCCUAGAAAAAGCCGGACGUGGUAGGAAACGCCCCGGGGGCCAUUCUCGAGAACGACAUGAAACAGGCGCCUCCGUCAUCGACUCCUUCAUAUCGCAGUCCAGGCUGGUCAUUGUUGUGCAUCUGCCGGCCAUUGCGCUCCACCCAGAGGAGCCUGUGUACGUGGCCAUCGUCCCGGUCCCUGGCUCUCUGAAGGAAGUGGACAGGGAUGGAUCCAGCAAUUACGGAUACGAAACAAAGCAGCCCUACCAGUCAGGAGACAUGGCCGGCCUCGCCAUCGGCAUGCUGCUGCUGGCGGGCUGCUGGGGGUCGCCGUGAACAUGGUCCUGCAGCGACGCGCGUCGGGCCAGAUGGGCCUCCGCGCGUGAACUUGGCGCGCCGGUCCGCCCCGACGCCCGAAACCUCCAUCAACCUCAACGCGGAUCUCACGGCCUCUGAAACCUAGACGAGAUCGCAGACAUUACGUGUUUACUUUGAUAUAUAUAUAUAUAUAUAUAU